GACAACAACAGCAUAGUGACAGUUUGGCUACCACUUCUGUCAGCAAGGCCACGGGACUAGAGCUGCUGCUGCUAU
Salvelinus sp. IW2-2015 is the source of this 75-nucleotide messenger RNA. NCBI's taxonomy places the organism in Eukaryota, Metazoa, Chordata, Actinopteri, Salmoniformes, Salmonidae. The record is from RefSeq and is a predicted model, not a curated record.